UACACUUCGGAAUGAAACACAGCCAUCGCCUGGAAACAAUCCUCUGGUGGGGAAGUAAAAGCGUUUCAUUUUGUGGAAGUGUUGAAAAAGUUAAAAUACAACGUUUUUAUAUCAAGUAAAGUUUCUUAAAAGCAGAAACUGGGAUAUUAAUGUAACACAACAUGGCCGGGUGACUAAAGGGGUAGCUCAGCGGUUAAGGCAUUGGACUACGGUUUGGAAGAUCCCAGGUUCAAACCCCACAACCACCAAGUUGCCACUGUUGGGCCCUUGAGCAAGGCCCUUAACCCUCAACUGCUCAGAUGUGUAAUCAGAUAAAAAAAAAAAAAUGUAAGUCGCUCUGGAUAAGAGCAUCUGCCAAAUGCCUAAAUGUAAAUGUAAAUAUCAACUUGACAUUAGGACAUGUACAGAUAUAUAUUUGACUAUAUUAAGACAUGCAGUGCUGUGGAAAAGUAUUUAAUCCCCUUCCUGAGAUUUUAUUUUUUGCAUAUAUGUCCCACUUAAAUUAUGAAGAUCGUAAAAUAAAUUUGAAUAUUACACAAAGAUAAUUCAAAGUAAAUUCAAAAUACAGUUUUAAUAAUUCUAUUUAUUAAGAGAAAAAGCUCUCCAAAUCUUCCUGGCCCGAUAUGAAAAAGUAAUUGCCGCCUUGCUAAAUCACAAGUGAACUGUGAUUUUUGGAAAGCUAAGUUAAAUUUAUCUUGCCACACCCAGGCCUGAUUACUGCCAGAAACAAUAAAUCACAGAAAUAAAACCUGUCUGGCACAGUGAAGCAUGCUAACAGUGACACAACCAACUAUUGGGUUUGGGGAGCAGUUACUUUUUCACCUAGGGCCUCGACUAUCUUAUCUCCAGCCUUGAUAACACCUUCUGGGUGUCCAAGAGCAUGACAUGAUUCAUUGUGUUUUUGUCAAUUCAGUAGAGUUUAGCCACAUUUUAGAAGACUCACAAUAUAAGACUAUUUUCUUUUGCUCCUACAAUUUUUUUAUUGUCUCUUUUAUUAGGAUUUGCUGAUUUGCUGAUGUUAUAUUCUUGCUGGUUUAUUCUAUCUAUUACUACUUUCUGGUGCACCUUAUGUACAGUUUCGCUCCCACCUGUACAAUCAUCAUGCAUGCAAGUAUGUAGAAGAGAUAUUUAACUUUUUCUUUUUUCUCACUGCAGUUCUUGCUUGCUGCUUAUUUGUUGUAUAAAAUGUUAACUGGCUGCUGUAAAGAUAAAGUUUGCUUUUGGGAUUAAUAAAGUACUACUGUAGCUAGGUAGCUGUCUGUCUAUCUAUUUAAUUAAAAAGAAAAAUAAUAAUGUUUAGUGUGCAACUAAGGGAAUAUCUGUCUAUAGAAUUAUGUUUGGUGUGCAAGUAAGAUUUUCUAUUCAUUUAUUUUUAUUUAUUACUCUUUUCCUUUCCUCCUAUAAAUAACUGUAAGCAACUGUAACCAAGUAUAAGCAAUUUCCCUCUGGGAUUAAUAACGUUGUUUGAAUCUUGAAUCUUUUAUUUAAUUUCAACGUUCAGUCCUGGGGUCCAGGCUGAUUAUUCUUUUUUAUUAUUAUUUUUUUUAAACCAAAGAAUGACCGUCGUUCUUUAGGUCAAAGAUGUAAAAAUUAUUGUGUGGAACUUUACAUUUGUUUUUGUGUUUUCUAGGAGUGUAAUCCACUGAGAUCAGACUUUUCAGGAUCUCAAUUGCUAGUUCGUGGAUACUAAUAUUGAAAGAUGGAGACUAAUGAUCUGGACACUGAUAAUGUGUCCCCACUCUCUAAAAAACAGUUACCUAAUAUAUCCUGUAAACUCCAGGGAGAGAGAUCAGAAUCAGCAGCACCCAGCUGUAUCUCCAUGAAGAGUGAUUGGUCUAUGGAUCGUCCUUAUAAUUUUAAAGCUAAAGACUCCUCACCUCUAAACAGUGAUCUACAGAAGGCAGGAGACAGAAUAGCAAAGACCAUCAUCACAGAUAUAGGGCACGACCCAGAAUCUGCAGCUGUAAAUGAAUUCCAGAAAAAGUUUAAAUUAAAUCUGAUGAAGCAGUUUCAGUUCUUGAAUGGAGUGAUAAUAAACCUGGGAACCCAAACACUCCUGAAUGAGAUCUACACAGAGCUCUACAUCACAGAGGGAGACAGUGGAGACAUCAAUAAUGAACAUGAGGUGGGACAGAUUGAAGCAGCAUCCAGGAGAAUAACAACAGAGGAAACACCAAUCAAAUGCAAUGACAUCUUUAAGACCUUGUCUGAACAAGACAAACCCAUCAGAACUGUGCUGACAAAGGGAGUCGCUGGCACCGGAAAAACAGUCUCUGUGCAGAAGUUCAUUGUGGACUGGGCUGAAGGGAAAGCAAGUCAGGACGUCCACCUCAUAUUUCCACUUCCUUUCAGAGAGCUGAAUUUGAUGAAGGACCAGAAACUGAGUCUGAUGGAGCUCCUUCAUGUCUUUUUUAAAGAAACUAAAGAAACGGAAAUGGUUAGUUUGGAAAAAGUUCUGUUCAUUUUUGAUGGAUUGGACGAGGGGCGUUUUUCUCUAGAUUUCCAGAACACAGUGAGAGUGUGUGAUGUAACUGAAUCUGCAUCAGUGCCUGUGCUGCUGAUAAACCUGAUCAAAGGGAAUCUGCUUCCCUCUGCUCUCAUCUGGAUCACCUCCCGACCUCCAGCAGCUAAUCAAAUUCCCUCUGAGUGUGUCCAUCGAGUCACAGAAUUACGAGGGUUCAAUGACCCACAGAAGGAGGAGUACUUCAGGAAGACGAUCAGAGAUCAGAGCCUGGCCACUGUCAUCACACACCUGAAGUCAUCAAGAAGCCUCUACACCAUGUGUCACAUCCCAGUCUUUUGCUGGAUUUCAGCCACUGUUCUAGAGAGAAUGUUGGAUAAAGCAGGGAGGAGAAAGAUCCCUAAGACUCUGACUCAAAUGUACACACACUUCCUCAUCAUUCAGAUAAACAUCAUAAGAGAAAAAUACUCAAAGAAGCAGGAGAGUGAUGAUGAAAUGCUUCUUAAACUGGGACAACUGGCUUUUGAGCAGCUGGAGAAAGGCAACCUGAUCUUCUAUGAGGAAGACCUGAGAGAGUGUGGCAUUGAUGUGAGAGAAGCAGCACUGUACUCAGGUGUGUGUACACAGAUCUUCAGAGAGGAGAUUGGGCUUCACCAGAGUAAAGUGUACUGCUUUGUUCAUCUGAGCAUUCAGGAACACCUCGCAGCUCUGUAUGUGCACCUGAUGUUCAGGAAAGACAAUGAAAAUGUUCUCAAAAAGAGUCGAGCUUCAAAACAGAAGAAGCAAGAAAUUGAAGUUUUAGAUUUCCUCAAGUGUGCUGUAGAUGAAGCUUUAAAAAGUCAGACUGGACAUCUGGAUCUUUUCCUUCGCUUUCUUCUGGGUCUCUCACUGAAGUCCAAUCAGAAACUUUUACAGGUCUUAGUAACACAGACAGGAAGUAGCUCCCAGAGCACAAAGAAAACAGUCCAGUACAUUAAGGGAAGGAUCAGUAAAGAGCUUUCUACAGAAAAAUCCAUCAAUCUGUUCCACUGUCUGAAUGAACUGGGUGAUAAUUCUCUAGAGGAGGAAAUCCAACGUUAUCUGAAAUCUGGCAAACAGAGAAAACUCUCUUCAUCACAGUUGUCUGCUCUGGUGUUUGUGUUACUGACAUCAGCACAGGAGCUGGAAGAAUUUGACCUGAAUAAAUAUUUCAAUCCAGAUAAGAUAACAGAAACUGUUCUUCUAAAGCUGAUGCCUGUGAUUGCAUCAUCCAGAAAAGCAAUUAUCAGGUGUGAUAAAGUUGGAGUAAACAGUUGUUCAGCUCUGGUCUCAGCACUCAACUCAGAAACCUCCAAUCUGAGAGAACUGCAUCUGACUGUGAAAACACUGGAUCUGUCCUACAGUAAACUAGGAGACUCAGGAGUAAAGACUCUCUCUGCUGUACUGGAGAAUCCUCACAGUAAAGUGGAAAGUCUGAGGUUGAAGUGGUGUGGUGUCUCAGAUGAAGGCUGUGCUGCUCUGACUUCAGCUCUGAGAUUAAACCCCUCACACCUGAGAGAACUGGAUCUGUCUAAUAAUGAAAUAGGAGACUCAGGAGUGAAGUGUCUCUGUGCUGUACUGGAAAAUCCUCACUGCAAACUGGGGACACUGAGAGGUUGCGUGUUUGUGGUGUCUCAGAUGAAGGCUGUGCUGCUCUAACUUCAGCUCUGAGA
This is a messenger RNA of Clarias gariepinus (North African catfish), 4152 nucleotides long. Its product is annotated as protein NLRC3-like. Gene Ontology annotation, molecular function: protein binding. Lineage: Eukaryota; Metazoa; Chordata; Actinopteri; Siluriformes; Clariidae. The coding region runs from base 1700 to 4138 and encodes 812 amino acids. The record is from RefSeq and is a predicted model, not a curated record. The transcript has 8 exons.